GACCAAUUUAGGGUUUUAGUGCUUCUUCUACGCAGGCGUCUGUGGUUGCUUACUGGUAGAGACAUAAACCCCAAAACGCAAAAAUGGUGAAGGAACGCCAAGGAGAACGAAUUAGACUCUACGUCGGGGGCACCGUUCUCGGAUACAAAAGGUCUAAGUCGAACCAAUACCCAGGCACCUCCUUGAUUCAGAUCAAUGGAGUGAACACCAAAGAGGAGGUGGCAUGGUACGCUGGAAAGCGCUUGGCGUACAUCUACAAGGCCAAGGUGAAGAAGAAUGGGAGCCACUACCGCUGCAUUUGGGGCAAGGUUUCCAGGCCUCAUGGUAACAGUGGCAUCGUUCGUGCUAAGUUCACUUCCAAUUUGCCACCCAAAUCCAUGGGUGCUCGUGUUAGGGUAUUCAUGUAUCCCAGCAAUAUAUAAGUUGCUCAGGACUUAUAGAUGACAGAGAUUCGUCAUUUGAAGGCUUCUUAGUUUUAUAUGGUUUUUACGAGCCAAUUUAGAUGUAUUGUUUGUUUGAAGGGGAGUCAGUUUUGUUUGUUCGGAUGGCAGAACAUCAUUCAAUAGUCACUAAUUUUAAUGCUUAUCGUCCAACCAUUUCAACUUCGUGUUUGAAUAUUCAUUAAACUGAGUAUGAAGUAAAAGUUUUGAAUGAAGCAGCAUUCUCUCGUUGGCUAUUUUUCU
Messenger RNA from Prunus persica (peach), 683 nucleotides. Its product is annotated as 60S ribosomal protein L35a-1. Bases 84 to 422 code for a protein of 112 amino acids. NCBI's taxonomy places the organism in Eukaryota, Viridiplantae, Streptophyta, Magnoliopsida, Rosales, Rosaceae. The transcript has 5 exons. Gene Ontology annotation, cellular component: ribosome; cytosolic large ribosomal subunit. Gene Ontology annotation, molecular function: structural constituent of ribosome. The record is from RefSeq and is a predicted model, not a curated record. Gene Ontology annotation, biological process: cytoplasmic translation; ribosomal large subunit biogenesis.